This is a messenger RNA of Hordeum vulgare subsp. vulgare (domesticated barley), 2232 nucleotides long. RefSeq names its product ABC transporter G family member 4-like. The transcript has a single exon. The record is from RefSeq and is a predicted model, not a curated record. Bases 18 to 2000 code for a protein of 660 amino acids. Gene Ontology annotation, molecular function: ATP binding; ABC-type transporter activity; ATP hydrolysis activity. Gene Ontology annotation, cellular component: membrane. Lineage: Eukaryota; Viridiplantae; Streptophyta; Magnoliopsida; Poales; Poaceae.
ACCCUAAAUAAUCAGCAAUGUGGCGAAUUCACCAACCUGUGACUGGCUGGCCGCAAGUGGCCUGGCCUCCCUAUCUUCAUUACCACCCCUCUUCCUCCAUUGAAUCCUUCCAUUCCUUUCUUGCCAUCUCCGGCCACAACACAAUGGCCACCAUAACCACCACAACUGUCACCGAACCUGACAAUGCCGACGCGUCUUCGCCACCACCCAAGAACGUCAUGUACGAGCUAGCCGCCCGGAACAUCUUCUACGCGAAGCCGGCUGCGACGCCGACGUUGUCCUUCGGGCGGAUCUUGAGGCCAUGCGGCGCGGCCCUUGCGACGCCUGAAUACAUCCUUCGCGACGUGUCGCUCACGGCGCGGGCGGGAGAGAUCCUGGCCGUCGUCGGCCCAAGCGGCGCCGGCAAGUCCACGCUGCUCGACAUCCUCGCGGUGCGGACAGCGCCCACCCACGGGCGCCUCCUGCUCAACUCGGCGCCGCUCCGGUCCUCCUCCUUCCGCCGCCUGUCCGCCCACGUUCCCCAGGCGGACAUCGCGCUGUCUCUGCUGACCGUAGCCGAGACGUUCACCUUCGCCGCGUCACUGCUUUACCAUACGUCGGCGUCCGCGGCCUCGACCGCGGUCACGGCGCUCCUCGCGGACCUCCGUCUGGCGCACGCGGCUCACACGCGGGUUUCCGCGUCACGGCUAUCGGGAGGCGAGCGCCGGCGGGUGUCCAUUGGCCUCGCCCUGCUCCGCGACCCCGGCGUGCUCCUCCUCGAUGAGCCGACCUCCGGCCUCGACUCCUCCUCGGCGUUCGUGGUCGUCGGUUGCCUCCGCGCCGUGGCGGCCGCCAGAGGCACGACGGUGGUGCUGUCCAUCCACCAGCCCAGCGCGCGCCUGCUCUCCGCCGUGGAUUCGCUCCUCCUCCUCUCCCGCGGCACCGUCCUCCACCACGGCUCCCUCGCCUCCCUCGACGCCGCCCUCCUCUCACACGGCUUCGCCGUCCCCGCGCAGCUCAACCCGCUAGAGUACGCCCUCGAGGUCAUCGACCAGAUACCCCAUCCCUCGCCCUCCUCCCCUGAACCCAAGUCGGCGCAAGAUCUCACAACCAAGACAUCGGACCACCACAGGCCGGCCAUGGCGACGGCGCCGUCGUUGUCGUGUACUUCGCCGUGCUCGCGGAUACAUGAGUUCGUGGUUCUGUACAAGAGAGCGUGGAAGGUGGUGUAUCGGAGCAAGCAGCUGCUGUUGACCAACUUCCUCGAGGCUGUGAUCGUCGGGACGCUGCUGGGCACCAUCUACAUCAACGCCGGCUAUGGUGAGGCCGGCGCGCACAAGCGACUGGGGCUCUUCGCCUUCACGCUGACGUUCUUGCUCACCUCCACCACGGAGACGCUGCCAACGUUCGUCACGGAGCGGCCGAUCGUGCUCGCUGAGACGGCGGCGGGUCUAUACCGGCUGUCCUCCCACGCCACCGCGGCCACGAUGGUGUUCCUCCCGUACCUCCUGGCGGUGGCGCUACUCUACUCCUCGUGCGUCUACUUCCUCGUCGGUCUCUGCGCUUCGCCGGCGGCAUUCGCAGUGUUUGUGCUGGUGGUGUGGGCGGUGGUGCUCACGGCCAACUCCUUCGUGCUCUUCGUGAGCUCGUUCGCACCGGACUACAUAGCGGGGAUGUCGCUGGUGUCGGUGUCGCUGGCCGGGUUCUUCCUCUUCUCCGGCUACUUUCUGUCGCGGGAGAGCACGCCGGUGUACUGGGUGUUCAUGCACUACGCUUCUCCCUACAAGUACGCUCUGGACGCCAUGCUCGCCAACGAGUACUCGUGCGCGGCGAACCGGUGCUUCGGGGUGGCCGGCGCUGGAGAGGAGUGCUCGGAGACGGGGCGCGACGUGCUGGCGGCGCGGGGCCUCACGGCGGAGGAGCGGUGGACGGGGGUGCAGGUGCUGUUUGGAUUCUUCCUCCUCUACAGGGUGCUCUACUGGGUCGUGCUCAGCCGGAGAGCGUCCACAGCCAAGAGGUGACCACUGAUCGAUCCAUGAAUUUCGUCUCCACCAUUACUAUACGAGUGUGUGUGAACGCAUGCAUGGAGGCAUGCAUGUGACAGUUAAGGUAUGCCAAUGUCAAAGUUCAUCGACAUCGACAGAAUGGUUAACCGGUAAUUAAGCUGCUAUACUGAUGUAUAUUGUGAACAUAAAAUGACUUCUACAUAAAUGUAUGAAUGGAUAUGGAUAAUAAAACAUUGAUAAUUCUCUA